CUGUCCAUCAUGUCUGUAAUGAGGAAGGAGAUGGAGAAGUACAGGGACAUAGACGAAGACGAGCUGCUGAAGAAACUCUCAGAGGAAGAGCUCCAGCGAUUAGAAGAUGAGUUAGAGGAGCUGGAUCCUGAUAAUGCAUUAUUGCCAGCUGGGAUGCGGCAGAAGGACCAGACCAAGAAAGCUCCGACAGGAACAUUUCAAAGGGACGACCUGCUGGCUCAUCUGGAGAAACAGGCUAAAGAACAUCCCGACAGAGAAGACUUGGUGCCUUUCACUGGGGAGAAGAGAGGGAAAGCCUUUGUGCCUAAAAAGAUGGUGGACCCCAUUAUGGAGAAUGUAACUCUGGAGCCGGAGCUAGAAGAAGCCCUGUCUAGUGCUUCUGAUGCUGAACUCUGUGAUAUCGCAGCCAUCCUGGGUAUGCACACCCUAAUGAGCAACCAACAAUACUAUGAAGCCCUGGCCAGCAGCACCAUAGUCAACAAGCAAGGCCUCAACAGUGUGAUCCAGUGCACCCAGUAUAAACCAGUUCCUGAUGAGGAGCCCAACUCCACUGACGUAGAGGACACUCUGAUGAGAUUGAAGAGGGACGACCCUGACCUGGUGGAGGUCAACCUCAACAACAUCAGGAAUAUCCCCAUCCCAACUCUAAAGGCGUACGCUGAUGCUCUGAUGAAGAACACUGUGGUGGAGAGGCUCAGUAUUGUAGGAACCAGAAGUAACGACCCUGUAGCAUUUGCCAUGGCAGAGAUGCUGAAGGUGAACACAACGCUGAAGAGUCUGAAUGUUGAGUCCAACUUCAUCACAGGCACUGGAAUUCUGGCCCUCAUAGAGUCUCUGCAGCAUAACACCACACUACAGGAGCUCAAAAUAGACAAUCAGAGUCAGCCGUUAGGCAACAAGGUGGAGAUGGAGAUCGCCAGCAUGCUGGAGAAAAACACCACACUGUUGAAGUUUGGCUACCAUUUCACCCAGCAGGGCCCACGCCUCCGAGGCUCCAACGCCAUGAUGAACAACAACGACCUUGUAAGAAAGAGAAGGCUUGAGGGAGGACCCAUCUUCCCCAAGUGUCGGACGAAUGUGUAGAAACCAGGGCUACCCUCAACCCUCCGUUCCCCCUUUGAAUCCCCACCGUCUCUCCAAACCCCGUCUGGUAACC
Scomber japonicus (chub mackerel) is the source of this 1156-nucleotide messenger RNA. It is a transcript of the gene tmod1, whose product is annotated as tropomodulin 1. Gene Ontology annotation, biological process: muscle contraction; pointed-end actin filament capping; myofibril assembly. The transcript has 9 exons. Lineage: Eukaryota; Metazoa; Chordata; Actinopteri; Scombriformes; Scombridae. The coding region runs from base 10 to 1083 and encodes 357 amino acids. Gene Ontology annotation, cellular component: myofibril; striated muscle thin filament. The record is from RefSeq and is a predicted model, not a curated record. Gene Ontology annotation, molecular function: tropomyosin binding.